Molecule: messenger RNA, 4390 nt
Organism: Eleginops maclovinus (Patagonian blennie)
Lineage: Eukaryota; Metazoa; Chordata; Actinopteri; Perciformes; Eleginopidae
Gene: npr1a
Product: natriuretic peptide receptor 1a
Biological process (GO): receptor guanylyl cyclase signaling pathway; cGMP biosynthetic process; intracellular signal transduction
Cellular component (GO): plasma membrane
Molecular function (GO): natriuretic peptide receptor activity; ATP binding; adenylate cyclase activity
Source: RefSeq, a predicted model, not a curated record
AGCCUCAUAGGACGUGUGGGGGGGGGGCACACGCAGGGUCAGCAUGAUCGUGACGCCCCCCCUUCAGUGUGCGAGCUUGUGAGCGCUUAUCCACCGCUGCCUGCUGUCGGUGAUCUGCGCACCGGGAACCUUACCGGAAACACGGCGGAGCUCCGUUGGUCUGACAGGCUGCUCGUCAUGCUGUCCCUGUGGCCCCUCCCCCUGUGGUUCCUCCAACUCUUGCUCCAAUCAGCUGCCGGCACUGAGUCAGCUGAUAACUCCACAGAUCUGCAGGUCGUGACGCUGGCGGCCAUCCUCCCACUGACAAACACGGACUAUGCGUGGGCGUGGCCCCGCGUAGCGCCGGCGCUGCAUCGCGCGGUCCGGCGGGUGAACUCCGACCCGGCACUGCUGCCGGGCCUGGAGCUGCGUCUGGUACACGGCAGCUCUGAGAACCGGGCCGGGUUCUGCUCAGACUCCAUGGCGCCGCUGGUGGCGGUGGACCUGAAGCUCGCUUACGACCCGUGGGCCUUCAUCGGGCCCGGCUGCGACUACUCGUCCUCGCCGGUGGCCCGCUUCACCACGCACUGGGACGUUCCCAUGGUGACGGCCGGCGCCCGCGCUGUGGGCUUCAUGGUGUUAAGCGCCGUCACCAACACGGGUCCGACCCAAAAGAAGUUGGGCGAGCUCGGGGCACAGCUGCAGGAGGCGUUCGGCUGGCGGCGCCACGCCAUGCUGGUGUUCAGCGACAACAAAGACGCGAACAACGACCGGCCGUGCUACUUCGCGGUGGAGGGUCUGUACCUGAUGCUGGGCCGGCAGAACAUCUCCAUCCAGGAACACGUCAUUGAUCCCGACAACCUGAACUACCGCGCCAUCGUGCAAAAGAUCCGCGACAACGGGCGAGUGGUGUACCUGUGCUGCUCCUGGGACAUCCUGCGGACUCUUAUGGUUCAGUUCUGGAAGGAAGGGGUGGAGCUGGAGGACUACGUCUUCUUCUUCAUUGAUCUGUUUGCUACAGGUCUGGAGGGGCCGGGCCCUGUAAGGCCGUGGUUCAGAGGAGACGAGGACGACCAGGCCGCCCGCCUCGCCUUCAGGAGUGUGAAGGUGCUAUCCUACCUGCAGCCUCAAAAUCCAGAAUAUCUCGAGUUCAUAGAAACUCUGAAGAGCGACGCCAAGGAGAUGUUCAACUUCACCAUCACCGAUUCUGUGUUCAAUAUCAUCGCUGCAGGUUUCCACGACGGAGUCCUGUUGUACGCUCAGGCUCUGAACGAGACGCUGAGCGAGCAGAGACCAGGACCAGGACUGGUCCAGAGGCCUAGAGGAGACCUGGUGACCCGGAGGAUGUGGAACAGAACUUUUUCAGCAGUGACAGGGCUCCUGCACAUGGAUGAGUUCGGGGACAGACAGAUGGACUUCUCGGUUUGGGACACGGUGGACCUGCAGACUGGAGAGUUCCAGGUGGUGUGUGUGUUUAACAGUAGUCUAAAGGAGCUGAUCAUGCAGGAGGGGCGGAGCUUCCUGUGGCCCGGAGGAUCUCCACCUGCAGACAUCCCCGAGUGCGGCUUCAAGAGCGACAAACCGUCCUGCCUCGCACGUACGGUCACCAUGCAUCAGAUGGUUGCCAUAGUGAUCUGCUUCAUCUUUGUCAUCAUCGUCACGGUGACGGUCUUCAUCUACAGGAAGCUGAAGCUGGAGAGCGAGCUGGCGGCUCAGCUGUGGAGAGUUUCCUGGGACGACGUCCAGAUGAGUAACCUGGAUAAAGUCCUGAGGAGAGCCUGCAGCAGACUCACCAUGUCACUGAAAGGAUCAAACUGCGGCUCCCUGAUGACCAUGGAGGGGAACUUCCAGAUUUACACAAAGACUGGAUACUACAAGGGAAAUCUGGCAGCCAUCAAAUACAUCAACAAGAAACGCCUCGAGCUGACCAGGAAGGUCCUGUUUGAGCUGAAGCAUAUGCGAGACGUUCAGAACGAGCACCUGACCGGCUUUAUCGGAGCCUGUAUCGACGCUCCCAACAUGUGUAUCAUCACCGAGUACUGCCCCAGAGGCAGUCUGCAGGACCUGAUGGAGAGUGACAGUAUCACUCUGGACUGGAUGUUCAGAUACUCUCUCAUCACCGACAUCGUCAAGGGCAUGCUGUUCCUGCACAGCAGCGUGAUCUCGUCACACGGGAACCUAAAGUCGUCUAACUGCGUUGUCGAUAGUCGCUUCGUUCUGAAAAUCACUGACUACGGUGUGCAGAGUCUGCGGGGGGGCGGCGGGCCCGAGGACACACACGCUCACUAUGCACGUAAGCUGUGGACAGCUCCGGAGCUGCUGAGAAUGGACGCCCCCCCCCCCUGUGGGACGCAGAAAGGAGACGUUUACAGCUUUGGGAUCAUCCUGCAGGAAGUGGCUCUGCUGAAGGGAGUCUUCUACCUGGAGACUCAAACACUGACCCCAAAAGAGAUCGUGCAGGCGGUGCGGCAUGGCUCCACCCCCCCCAUCAGACCCUCGCUGUGCCCCUACAGCCACAGUGAGGAGCUGGGGCUCCUGAUGCAGCGCUGCUGGAACCAAGAACCCGGAGAACGACCUGACUUCAGCUGCAUCAAGAUCCUGCUGAGGAAGCAGCACAGGGGUUACGGUUCUAACAUCCUGGAUAACCUGCUCUCCCGGAUGGAACAGUACGCCAACAACCUGGAGGAGCUGGUGGAGGAACGAACUCAGGCGUAUCAUGAAGAGAAACGUAAAGCAGAAAACCUGCUGUACCAAAUACUGCCACACUCAGUAGCGGAGCAGCUGAAGCGAGGAGGGGCGGUUCAGGCCGAAGCCUUCGACUCAGUCACCAUUUACUUCAGUGACAUCAUCGGCUUCACAUCGCUUUCUGCGGAGAGCACGCCAUUGCAGGUAGUGACGCUGCUGAACGACCUCUACACCUGCUUCGACGCCAUCAUCGACAACUUUGACGUUUACAAGGUGGAGACAAUUGGCGAUGCCUACAUGGUGGUGUCAGGGCUGCCGGUGAGGAACGGGAAGCAACACGGCAGAGAGAUCGGACGCAUGGCGCUCGCUCUGCUGCAGGCUGUGCAGAGCUUCACCAUCAGACAUCGAGCCAAUCAGAAGCUGCGGCUGCGGAUUGGCAUACACAGCGGUCCAGUGUGUGCAGGUGUGGUGGGACUGAAGAUGCCCAGGUACUGUCUGUUCGGAGACACAGUGAACACAGCGUCACGCAUGGAGUCCAACGGAGAGGCUCUGAGGAUCCACGUGUCAGAGGCGACCCGGGAGGUUCUGCAGGAGUUCGGCUGUUUCCGGCUGCAGCUGCGGGGGGAGGUGGAGCUGAAGGGGAAGGGAAGCAUGAGGACCUACUGGCUGCUGGGGGAGGAGGGGUUGGCCUGAGGGGGGGUAAGACUCUCUACCGUCCUCUGUCCUCUGGGGGGGUCUGCAGGGUUCACUAUCCUCUGGACAUUAUAGACCAGGGGCGUCCAAAUGCGACCCGCAGGCUAUUAUAAAUUGUCCCUCAGCUAGUUCAAGAGGAUAAGGUCGUAUGGCCCACACAUGGAACGUGUGCUUGUCUUAUAUUGUACUUAAAUAUAUGUCAAGCACAAGACGAUAUGUAAUCAUAUAUUUCACUGUUUCCCGACUUAAUGAGCCCACCUUUCAAAUAAAUUCAGCCAAUGAAAGUUGAAAACAUUUUCUAACCAAUCUGAGUUGAUAUAAAAGAAACGAGCUUGAAGUAACCUUUCAUUCCCCGUAUUAUAAGCACUCUGAGCGAGCCCUGCGGAGAGCUGGGCUGUAGGCGGUUUUUUUCCCAACGCGUAUUCAAGUAUCAAGCAUAACUUACCUACAUUUGAUUUGUUUUGCUAACUUAUAACCUCACUUAAGAGGAAAUAUACUUCGACUCUAGUGAAGGGCCCAGACCUUCGUAUAUUUUUCUGUAUUUGGCCCUCAGUGAAAAACGUUUGGACUCCCCUGCUAUAGACUCUCCAUGUUUUCAGUGUGAGGGUUAUCAGCCGUGCAGCUCCCCUCUUCAUAAGGGGUGCAGGAAUGAGUCCUUAACCCUGACAUGCAUCGGCAUCACUUCCUGUCCACUGCUCUGGAGGUCAAUAGUGUUCUGGAUGUGUUUUUGGUUGUCAUCCUGAAAUAAGGUCUGUGAUUAACACAAGCCGACGAGGAUUCAACGUUUAGUCCUACGUCACUGAGUACCCCACCGCUGGAUUCAGAACCGGUACCUGAGCACCGUCACGCCCUCUUCUUGUUGGAGCUCCGCAACGUUUCAUUUAUAUCCAAACAGAUCAUGUGAUGUGCCAUCCAGCCAAAGACAGACCGCUGAUUUAUUAUUAUUGGAGACUUUAUUCUCCAUCAAGGUUUCAGUCUGUGUUUCUUUAGCUGAGCUGCUGUAAACAAUAAAGACGUGUUCAUGAGAAGUGUA